AUGGCGGAUGCCAGGAGCAGCCUCGAGCGCAACCACUCUGAUGCCGCUGUGUCGAAGAAGCCUGUUAAGGGGUCGUUGCAGAAUCGUACGCCUGAAUGCUUAGUACAACCAAUUAUCGCCUUUUACUGCUUCCUCGGCGUCAAUAUACUGGCUGCCGCCUACAGUCCUAUUCAGGAUUGCGAUGAGACGUAUAAUUACUGGGAGCCAACCCAUUACUUGACACAUGGAUAUGGCUUUCAGACAUGGGAAUAUUCACCCGUAUAUGCGAUUCGAAGUUGGCUUUAUAUCAGCUUUCAUGCCAUCAUUAUCAAGUUUGGGUCGCUCUUGCCAUUUGUCUCUACCAAGACUUCAGAGUUCUAUCUCCUCCGCGGAGUAUUUGCCCUAAUAUGUUCUGGUUGUGAGACGCGGUUGUUCUAUAUUAUUUCAAGGUCAUUGAACCCCAGAAUCGGGAUCAUCUUUGCCCUAGUCAUGCUCUCGAGUCCGGGCUUGUUCCAUGCGUCCGUAUCCUACCUACCUUCCAGCUUCACCAUGUAUUCAACGAUGCUGGGAAUGGCGGCUUUCAUGGACUGGAAAGGAGGGCUCAAAACAGCUCAGGGUAUCUUCUGGUUUGCAGCUGGGGGUUUUGUUGGCUGGCCAUUUGCUUCACUAUUGAUGCUUCCCUUUCUGGCUGAGGAACUGUUGCUUGCUUGCUUAAGCCGGCAAGGAAUCGAAACCGUUACCAGAAUAGUAGAUGGCACUGUAAGAUCUCUGCUUGCACUUGCCUUGGAAGUUUGCAUUGAUUCGUAUUUCUACAAAAAGCUUGUUGCAGUGCCAUUCAAUAUUGUUUGGUAUAACGUGCUCGGCGGGUCCAGCAAAGGACCUGACCUGUACGGCGUUGAGCCAUGGCACUUUUAUUUGCGUAACCUACUUCUCAACUUCAAUAUCUGGUUUAUUCUUGCUCUCAGCGCCCUGCCACUGCUCUUUCUACAGUUCCAUUUCAGUCAUAGCUCGACUUCAACCCAAACUAGACUUCGAAAUUUGGUAUUCGUACUGCCAUUCUAUAUCUGGCUGACCGUUUUCAGCGUUCAACCUCACAAAGAGGAAAGAUUUAUGUACCCCAGCUAUCCCUGCUUGGCAGUCAAUGCGGCAAUUUCUCUUCACAUUUUGCUCUCUGCCAUGGGAAGUUCAAAUCCAAGAGCUAUUUUUUCUCGAAUUCCACCAAAAUUAAAAUUGGCUCUGGCCACGGCCUUGGUCCUUGUGGCUAUUGAUGCCGGAGCUUUAAGAGCCGUCGGCAUUGUUACAGCUUACUCGGCGCCGCUGAAAAUCUACGGACCCCUUCAUGGGCUGAUUCCUACACGACCGGGCGAUACUGUUUGCUUAGGUAAAGAGUGGUACAGAUUCCCCUCGUCCUAUUUUUUACCUCAAGGAGUCCGGGCAAAAUUCAUCAAGAGCGAAUUUGCAGGACUGCUCCCAGGAGAAUUCAGCGAGGCGUCGCACGGUUUCGGCGUUUUUGCUGGCACUUACCUUGUGCCUCCUGGAAUGAAUGAUGAGAAUAAGGAAGAUUUUGGAAAAUAUACUGAUUUAUCUCAUUGUUCCUUCUUGGUGGAUUCCUAUUUUCCCGAAUCACAGACGACUGAACUUGAGCCUCAUUAUGUUCUUGAAAAGCAAAAAUGGGAGGAGGUCAUCUGUGUCAGUUUCCUUGACGGCGCUCGCACCAGUCUUUUGGGUCGUACUUUAUGGAUCCCGGGCAUUUCUUUGUUGCCCGAAAGAUUUCAAAGAAAAUGGGGUCGUUACUGUCUGCUCCGUCGCCGACACGAAUUUGCAGAUCCCACACUAUCAAGGUCAAAAACUCACGGAGAUCAAGGCUAUGUUUCUAGUGAUUUUAAGCGGCCUGUAGCAUCGCCGUACCCUGGUUGGAGUGUAGAGACUACCAAGCCGCUACCGUACAGGCCCUUCAGAUAUGGCCCGAAAUAUCACAUUACUAUGGGGCUGCGCACUAUGCAAUGGGAUGACUGGAUAGAGCUUGACAACCAAUUUCGUAAAUUCCACUCAGAGAAGGCUCGACGAAUAAAAGAGCGUGGUAAUAAAUGUUGCAAGACAGCUCCAGUCGCGUUCGAUGGUGCUGUGGAAUUACUCGAGGAGUUAUGCGAUUACCUACCACAGCGUUAUCCUAGUCUCUUUCGAAAGACCCCAGCCGGAAUGGACAAUUUAUUAACAAAGGAGUCAUUCAACAUCUUCCAGCGGCCACUUUCUGAAGACCCAAUGGCAAUGGCCGCACGGAUGGUUCAGGAUGAUUUAGCGAUUAUGUUCGAAGGACCAGAUGGUCAGUACUAUCUUCUUGCUGGAGCUAUACUUCUUGCAGGAUUUUGGCGGCUCGAAGAUAAGUUUGGGAUGCCCUUGUCUGAAAUACACACUUCAGGCGACGUUCCCGGAUUCAAAGAGAAGUUAGAGAAAGGCAUGAACAACUUUUUCCGACGAGUGAAACCUGAGUCCCCAGUACUGCGCAACAAUUAUUUCAUCCAAGUCGAUGAUAAUUUAGCCUGGAGUAAGAGUAUCGGGGACGAGGAUGCGCAGGGAAUUGGGUGGAAUACUGCCGAGAAAGACCAGGCAAUCCAGCACCACUGGUUUAGGAGUGAACGCCAAAGCUUGAGAAGGCUACCACGCUCCGGCGGCGUGGUGUUUACGAUCCGAACGUAUUUUCACCCUAUCAAAGAGAUAGCUGAGGAACCUUUCGUCCCGGGCAGAUUAGCAUCCGCCAUCCGAAGCUGGGGCGACGACGUGGCCAAAUAUAAAGGACGAGAAAAAUAUGGUAAAGUACUGCUGGAAUACCUGGACAAGAAAUCCGAAGAGCAGCAAGCACGUGGUCUAGUCGAUCACGGGGGGGAGUUUAAUUCGUAUCCAUUUUGA
Messenger RNA from Xylona heveae TC161, 2886 nucleotides. Its product is annotated as glycosyltransferase family 22 protein. Lineage: Eukaryota; Fungi; Ascomycota; Xylonomycetes; Xylonales; Xylonaceae. Gene Ontology annotation, biological process: protein N-linked glycosylation. Gene Ontology annotation, molecular function: alpha-1,2-mannosyltransferase activity. Gene Ontology annotation, cellular component: endoplasmic reticulum membrane. The record is from RefSeq and is a predicted model, not a curated record. Bases 1 to 2886 code for a protein of 961 amino acids. The transcript is spliced from 9 exons.